Molecule: messenger RNA, 537 nt
Organism: Didymodactylos carnosus
Lineage: Eukaryota; Metazoa; Rotifera; Eurotatoria; Philodinida; Philodinidae
Source: the annotation of a GenBank genome assembly
AUGAGAUUAUACGAAAUGCCAUUUUUGUUAGACAAAGUGCAGUGGUUUCGGGCUCAAAAACAAGCUCGACGAGAGAAGAAAAAGAAAAGUAGAAAACCAAAAUUUGUACCGUUAGCAAGCAGUUUACGUUGUUACCCAGUUCGUUUCGGACCCGAUACAGAAGUGAUUGAAUUUAUCCAUGAUAUGAUGGAUGAUGCUAAUUUGAAGUCAGUGUCCAUAAUCAUGUGUCUGGGCAGUAUCAAGGCGUGUGUAUUAAGGAUACCAAACACAAUGGAAUAUAGACAAUUAAAUUCUACCUGUGAAAUUGUUUCAAUAACCGGUACAUUCGAUUGUGAGAAUGGUCAUCAUGUUCGUGGAAUUUUUAACGAUGACAAAGGCACUAUUAUUAGCGGAGACAUUGAAUCCUUAACUGUUUAUAAAACUGUUGAAAUUGUAUUAGCUGAAUGUCAAGAUGUCAUAUUCUCAAGAGAACAUGACUCACGCACCGGUUCCGAUGAACUUGUGAUUAAACGGAAACUGUUUAAAGAAAUGGAUUAA